This is a messenger RNA of Fopius arisanus, 1373 nucleotides long. Its product is annotated as L-lactate dehydrogenase. The record is from RefSeq and is a predicted model, not a curated record. Gene Ontology annotation, cellular component: cytoplasm. Gene Ontology annotation, biological process: pyruvate metabolic process; lactate metabolic process. The transcript is spliced from 7 exons. NCBI's taxonomy places the organism in Eukaryota, Metazoa, Arthropoda, Insecta, Hymenoptera, Braconidae. The coding region runs from base 102 to 1265 and encodes 387 amino acids. Gene Ontology annotation, molecular function: L-lactate dehydrogenase (NAD+) activity.
UCAUGACAGUGAAAAUGGUUUUUCGGUUUUAAAUUUCACCGGUAUACAAUUCAUGAAAAAGUUUUAAGUGUCAAUAAAAAUUGGAGUAACUGCGAAAAAAAAUGCGUCAAAAAUUCACACACCUCGCGUACUUGACAUCCCGUCUUUCCAAACAAUCACAAUAUUAUGGAACGUUAACCAACAAAGCGAAUAAAUUUUUGUGUUACAAUUACCAAAAUGUGGAGCACACGAAGAAAAUUGAAAGACCGGCGAGUUUUGAGUCACCGGCGUGUCUACGAGAAGAAUUACUAUGCAAAGUUGCUGACCCAGCGAGGAAUGGGAUAGAUAAAGUAACAAUUGUUGGAGCUGGCAUGGUUGGUGUUGCCUGCGCCAACGCAAUUCUCUUUCAAAGAAUUAGCAGUCACGUAGCCAUAGUCGAUCCCUUCCCAAAAAAAUUGGAAGGCGAAGGAAUGGACUAUUGUCACAGCUCAGUAUUUCUGGAUGAUCCCCGAAUCGAAUUCGACACGAAUUUUUGCAUCUCAAAAGAUUCAAAAGUUGUCGUAAUAACCGCCGGUGCCCGCCAGAAAGAAGGAGAAAACCGACUAGAUCUCGUAAAAAAAAAUACAAAUAUCAUGAGAAAUAUAAUUCCCCCAUUGGUCGAAUACAGUCCAGAUGCUGUCUUUUUGAUAGUGUCCAACCCAGUUGAUGUGUUAUCAUGGGUGGCAUGGAAAGUGAGUGGUCUACCAGUGACCAGAAUAAUUGGUGCCGGUUGUCAUCUAGAUACAGCUAGAUUCCGCUGUAUGAUAGCAAAGAGACUCGGAAUCUCCGCAAAAUCAGUGCACGGAUUAGUGAUUGGAGAGCACGGUGACAGCCAAGUACCCUUGUGGUCAGGUGUCAACGUAGCAGGUGUUCUAUUCCGAGAUAUCAUACCCCACGUCGGACUCGAACUAGACGAAGAAGGCUGGAAUGACCUGGCGAAAUCCGUAGCUAAAGCCGGUUCUACAGUAAGAUGUCUCAAAGGAUAUUCUAACACGGCCGUCGGUCUUUCCGCCGCUGAUAUCACUAGGGACAUAAUCCGGAAUACUCUAUCGGUCAAAUCUGUGUCUACAUCAGUCCAGGGCCACCAUAAUAUCUGCCAGGACUUAUUUCUAUCUCUUCCCUGUACAAUUGGAGCGAGCGGUGUCGGUCAAGUGAUUCGAAUGCGAAUAACGGAAUACGAGAAGAAACUAUUGCAUAAUUCUGCGGAUGUCAUUCACAAUGUACAAAAGAACAUUGAACUGUCUUGAUGGUCCAUUGAAGACAGCCGGUGAUAAAUCCAAGUGAGAAAUGACAAAUAAAAAUCCGAGGUGUAAUCGUACACAGAGAGAAUAAAUUGCGUUCGCAAAAUCAAUUUA